Molecule: messenger RNA, 2762 nt
Organism: Chara braunii
Lineage: Eukaryota; Viridiplantae; Streptophyta; Charophyceae; Charales; Characeae
Source: the annotation of a GenBank genome assembly
CCGGAGAAGCCUCCCAUCGCUGUAGAGUACAUCAAGAACAGUUUGGGAUCGCCGACGACGGCCGAGUACAUGCAGCUUAAAGCCGAGAAGGACAACAUUUUGUCAAAGUUCAACGAUCUACAGCGCGAGCACGCUGAAACUUUACGACAGCUCGAAGAACUGAAACGGUCGAUGUCGAUGAAGCAUUUGCCGCCGACAACAUGGUCGAACAAGGAGGCAGCUGACUGAUGAGUUGCUCACGGACUUCGCCCAGAAGAGAUGGAAAUGGCGACAGGAUGAGAAUUGCAGCGAAGCGUUCGUCUCGAUUGGCUAUUUUUGAUUCUUGGUCGACAAAAUGGGGACGCGAACAAACUUCUACAAGAUUCCUGCUUACGCUUAUGGCGGACAGUAUAAACUGUCCUCGAUACUCGACAAUUUGCAGACGUACAUGAAACUGACAGGGGCACGCUUGGAGCGUCGCGAUGGUGACCUGCAGCAGGCGGACAGUCCGGUCGCUCCCGGCCAAAUAGGACCCUCAAAAGAGUCCGAGGGGUCGGCGAGCAAACCUGGGGGUGGUAAAGGACCCCCACAGUUCAACCCGUAUGAUCCAGGGUCAGAUCAACUGAGAGGCUUCAGGGGUCGGAAGGGACCGGCGCCGAAAGGGUCUCUUCAAAAGUUACGGGAUAGGUAUUUGCACAGAGCGAGGGUGCAAAAACGAAAGAGGCAGUCUUCCGUGCAGCCAUCGGCGGACUGUGAAAAUGCGCAGGGGUCGUCGUAUCGCCCGUCGAAAGCUCUUGCGACGUCUGUGUUGGGGUUUUGCCCAUACGAGGAGGACAGCGACGCCCAGAAAAAGGUUGAUGUCAGCAAUCGGGGACUGAAGCGAGGGGAGGAGCUUCCAGAUGGAGCGAGGGCAAAGGACGACCGAACAUCACUUUUCGCUCAGACAACUGUGUGCGCUCGGGACGGAAGCCGCCUUUCGGGUGAAGAUGCCUCUACCGAAGGUCCAAGGAGCCCAACAGAAACCCAUGUAAAUCUUCUCAACCUACCUUAUCUAGAUGACGAUGACGAGGAUGGCGACGAUGACGACCAUGACAAGGAUGACAAGGAUGACAAGGGUGACGAGGGUGACGAGGGUGAUGACGAUGACGAGGAUGACGACGGUGGCAAAGAUGACGAGGGCAGCAAGGAUGCAGAGGUCAAAGCCGGGGACGAUCGGAAAGUUGACUAUCAGAGAAAUAAUAAUGUGCAUCACCGUUGCGUGAGUCAGCAUAGCGCUUGUCGGCUGGAAACUGAGGGCGUCGGCACGAAAAAGAGGAUGGGGGAAAAUGCGGCGGGAGUUGCGAAAAGUGGGGGUAAAAGAUCCCAAUUGUGUUCUUCCGCAAAAAGCGGUGAGGAUUCCAGGUCGGCGGAGCAGAACGAAAUCCACGAAGUGCGGAAGGGUGGUGAUCUGCAGGGAGAUGCUGAAUGCGACCCGCUGGGUGAGGAUAAGAACAAUGCCGUGAGGGGUGCGGAGGAUGUCGUCCAGCUUCGGAAAGACCAACGGUUUCCGGCCCCAGGGGAGCCCGUCUGCGCAAAUUGUGGUCGAUUCGGCGCAUACGUUUGUGAUCGGACGGAUGACGAUGUGUGCAGCGUCGAGUGCAAGAACGAGCUCCUCAAAGAGCUUGCAGCCAGACAGGAGGCAGAAGCUGCUGCGGAGGGAUCGAUGACAUCGUCGUUUGUGGCGCCCACCGCACCGCGAGGAGCGCUCCGGUUACCGGACACCGAGCCUGAACGCUGGGACUACCGACGACAUAAAUGGAUUAAUCGGGGAAGCAGCUUAGUCACACAGCGUUGCUGGAAAUGCAAAAGAGUAGGGCAUUUCGCAGAAGAUUGCGUGUUGACGCUCGGCCUAGCGGCGCCGUCCCCGGCGGAUCCCAACAGAUACAAGCUUGCGCUGCCCGGGCACGAGGAGAACGGAGAUCGCGCGUUUACGCCGUACACGCCGGAGAUGCGAGCACUUUACAAAAGGUGCAAGGGAAUCGGGGCCGACUCGUGCAAUGCGAAAUGCGGCCAAUGCGGCAACCGAAGCAAUCUCGCGUUCUGUUUGGAUUGCAGCGGGAUAUUUUGUGACGGUUCGGGGCAUCUGACUGCGCACCUGCGGAGCAACCCCGCGCAUGUCAGGAUAUAUUCCUACAAGCUGAAGCGCGAGGUCAAGUGUUCAAAACCGGACUGCCCGGUCGACAAUAUCUACGAGCUGUACUCGUGCAACGACUGCCUCGAUCAGGUCUUCGAUCGGUACUACAACAUGUUCAAUGCUUCGUGGAAUCACGUAGGACUGAAGUAUGUUCCCAACGCUUUCGCAUGCGAGGAUCACUUCGACUGGCACAGAGUGAAUUGUACAAAUACAGCUUCAGAUGAACACUGCCAUUUGGUGACUAAAAAUGGCGGCAAACUCGAGGAACCGCAACUGAGCGAGUUUUUGUUUUGAACUUUUGAAUCUUUUGAUGGAAAAAAGAUUUGGUUGGUCGGCGUUUCCUUUCCUCAUCCGAUGUGAUAUUGCUGUUGGGAAGCCUUUGUCUAGUGAUGGAAAAAAAGAAGGAACGAAAAAAAAAAGAACCUUGUGAAAAAAAAAAAAAAGAAUAUGCACAACCAUCAUGAAUAUGGCUAUUCUUUAUUGGAUUCCGGGCUCGAUUUGGUUCAGUAUAAAGGCCGAAGGCUUUCUGUUUUUAUAUAUUUGGGUUCGUGCAGCAUUUCCACGAUAUCGUUAUGAUCAAUUCCCAAUGAAAUGAAAGCUGGUGUCAAUA